Heterotrigona itama is the source of this 2602-nucleotide messenger RNA. Lineage: Eukaryota; Metazoa; Arthropoda; Insecta; Hymenoptera; Apidae. The record is from the annotation of a GenBank genome assembly.
AUGAAUGGAGAAUUAUACCAAGUAAAAUGAUACAAGCUCAGACGAGGAAUGUAGAAGAAAUUAAAUUUUAAAUUAAGUUUAAUUGUUAUAAACAAGCUAAAUAAUCUUUAGAAAUAUAGAAAAUAAUUUGAUUGUAAUGAAUUGAAACUAUGUUUGAAAAUAUAAAAUAAUUAAAUUACUAAUUCAAUUGUUAUACAUAAAUAGUUAAAAUUAUUAACUAUUAAAAUAUAUAAAAAUAUCAUAAAAAUGCAAACAAAGUUUCACUUUGCAAAAAAUAUACAGUUAUAGACUCAUUAGAGUCUGAUUACUCAGAGUAGACUCAUUUACAGAGGGCAGCAUAGGUAUAAAUAUAACUCACAACUCACAAGUGGGUUGGGCAUUGAGGGUAAUUCUUUUAUACAUUGUGAGAAUCAUAUAUUAAAAUAAAUUUUUUUCCUUCAUCAAAAUUAUUGAAUAUAAUUUAAUGAGAAGAUGAUAAAGCAAUUAUAUUUAUUUUUAUUUAGUUUAUAUUUUACAUGUCAAGGUAAGCUUCAGCGAUUUGUAAAUGUAUAAAUGCAAUCACUUGUUAUCUAGAUAUAUACAAAAUUCUGUUUUUAAUUUUCUAUUUAAAAGAGAGGAACUUUAUUUAAAAUUUUCUCUAAGUUAAAAAGUGAAUGUAAUAAAAGAUACAUAUUGUUAAAAUAAAUAAAAAAAUAAGUAGUUAAACAAAAAAUAAAUAGUUAAAAAAAAUACUUUGCAUUAUGUAAAUGCAAUUUGAUGUAUCUUUAUUCAAUAUAAAAUUCAAUAUAAAAAUUUUUUAGUUAUCCAUUCCAUCCAAGGAUCUUGUCAAAUUCCGUUAGUUGUUAGAGGAUCUUGGUUCUCUUGGGAAAAUGGGAGAAAUACAUUAACAGAAGUAAAUGCUGAAACAAUGACUGAUCGUGGCAAAUGUGUUGAUAUGGUAGAAGAAUAUCAUGUUAAUUAUACAUUUGUGUUUCAAAAUGAAGCAUGUUACCACUGUGUUAAAUUAAUUGUUAGAACUGUGAAUGUAUUAGAGAAACUUGAAGCGUAUUGUGUGAAUUUGCCCGUUGACAUUGAGCCAAAUGUGGAAAAUGUAUGUAAAGGUUUACGUCCUGAUCAGCAAUUAAUAACAUUAUUUUCCGAAAAUUAUGUUCCCGUAAAUUGCAGAUCUUCUCUUGAAGGUGUUUGGCAAUUUGCUUAUCAGAAUCGAUUUAGAUUUACAGGAGAAUGCAAUCACCCUGAUGCACAAAUUAGAUCGUGUCAGACUGCAGGAACACAAUUUUUAAUAACUAAUCAAAAAUUCAAUAUAACAUACAAACAAUGCGCUGGCAUGAAGAAUACCUUUGAGGGAGUCGUGGAAUAUAGUUGUUUGGGAGAUUGGUUUGUAGAUAAGAAUCAUUUUUUCGCUGUUGCAAAUACGAAAGAAUCUAGAAAAGACGAAAAAUACCGAUGUUUUCUGAAGAAUCGUGAUGACGACCUCUUUAUUGGUGUAUCUAUUACUGCAGAAUGUAACACAUUGAAGACAGUUGAAAAGAGUCCAGAACGUUUAAGAGUAACACCUGUUAAAGCAGAAGUAGUAGAGCCAGGAUGCAGAUUACCAGAAGAUAUGAGUGGACAAUGGAUAAAUACUGCUAAUAUCGAUGCAGAUAUUUUUAUCAAUGAAACGCAUAUAAUUGAAACUUGGUACCCGGAUGAAGGUCGUUAUAGACGUACGAUUUAUGUUUGUCGCGAAUCGAGAGAUACCAGAGUGAUGAUGGCUAGAUUAACUGUUGAUGGAUGGUAUAGACUUUUUAUCCAAAAGGAUUAUGUAUGUUUUGAUUUUGUACCUCGGCAUCAUGAGAUUAUCAGAUAUCGACGUGGUGUCGCCGUUAUCAAAGAUGAUUUUCACACAGUCUGUUCUUGGGUUCAGUUUCCUAACAAGGAAGCUUGGAAAUAUGAUCUGUUACUAGCUAAGAUUCCCGCUCCAGUACGCUGUCCAGUGGCUGGCAAAUACAUGUUUACUCAAAAAGGAGAUGUUUUAUUUGAAACCAGAAUUUUGGGAGGUGUUACAAAAUCUCCACGUCCAAAUAUUUAUUGCAAACAAAACAUUUCGGACUUCUCUGUAUGCGAUACUGAUCAAAAGGAAAUUGCUAUUGAUGAAACCUAUUGUUUAUCAGUAGAUCAUUUAGGAAGACCUGUAGAUAUUUAUAGUUUACCGGAUUACAAAAUGAAAUGUAUUGGAUUUUGGAAGGAAAAUCUAAAGUCAUAUUUAAUAACCUAUGAUGAAUUAGAUCCUUUCAGUAAAUAUCGUUGUUGGGUAUAUCAAAGAGCAGAUUUAAAUAAAGUUCUUAUGUCUCAGGCUAUUGGACCAUUCUGUGAUCUUAAACAAGAUGUUACGAGCAGUAAUUAUACAGAAGGUGCAGCCGUUGCGUUAGAGUUACAGGAAUAUGAAAGAGAACGUGAUCAAUGUCCCAUGUAUUUCGAUGAUGGAAGUAAUCCUUGGAUCGUAACUGAAAAUUAUAUAAAUAUAUUCCAUUAUCCUAAUGGAAGUAUGAAAACCUCGUUUUUAAAUCCGGCCUUAUUUUUAAUAAUUGGUAUAGUUUAUAUAUUGUUGAUCGAAACAUAG